UUAAAAAAGAGGGUUUGCCUGGAACAAGCUGCGUUUGUGAAGGCUGGGGUGACCCGCAUUACCGCACAUUUGAUGGACACUUUUACAGUUAUCAAGGAAACUGCACUUAUGUAUUAAUGGAGGAAAUCAGUCCUCGAUUCAAUUUGAAGAUCGACAUCGAAAGUGUCUACUGUGACCCUGUUGAGCAUGUAUCCUGUCCCAGAUCUAUAAUUGUGUCUUACAACAAUCUAGUCAUAACACUCAUAAAUCACAAUCUCAUAGGAGGUGCAGACCUAGAGGCUUUUGAGAACAACAAAAAGAUACCACUACCAUAUACUCGUAAUGGUGUGAGAGUUGUAAGCUCAGGCCUAAACUUGAUCCUGACUAUUCCACUGCGGGGUACUAAUAUAACAUUUGGAGCCACAGGCUUUGAAGUCAGUCUGUCAUACCAUUUUUUUGGAAACAACACACAAGGUCACUGUGGUACAUGCAACAACAACCAGGCUGAUGACUGCAUGAUCCCUGGAGGGAUCUUGGUGGACGACUGUGCAGUGAUGGCAGAUUACUGGCCAGCCAGUGAAAUUUGCACUCCAACUGCAAAAACUACAUCUAAGCCUUGCCCAGUUAAUCCUGACUGCGACCUCCUCAAAAGCGACUUGUUCAAAGCAUGCCAUUCCCAUCAGUCCCCCGAAAACUUCUUUUUAGCAUGUGAAUAUGACAGUUGUCAUAUGAGCAACCCUGCCGUGGUGUGUACCAGUCUGCAGGCUUACGCGAGGUCUUGCUCUCAAUUAGGGAUCUGCAUACACUGGAGGAACUACACUAACCUUUGCAAUAUUGAAUGUCCAGCAGAUAAAGUCUUCAAUCCUUGUGGUCCAGCUGAGCCACCAACCUGUGCUGAUAUACCUGGAGAGAACACAAUUAAAGUGCCCACAGAGGGCUGCUUCUGUCCUGAGGGCUCAUUGCUCUUCAACAAGGAGUCAGGAGCCUGUGUGAACAAAUGCGGAUGCCUGGAUGCCUCUGGAACACCACGUGAGUUCGAUGAAGUUUUUGUGUACAACUGUGAGGAGUGUAUCUGUGACAAGGCCAGCAAAUCUGUAAACUGUCCAAACUCCAAGAAGUGUCCUGAUGUGAACCCUGUGAGCUGCACUGAGCCUGGCUUUGUGCUGGUCAAUGCCACCGAUCCUUCAGACCCAUGCUGCAGCAAACAAGUUUGCA
Molecule: messenger RNA, 1194 nt
Organism: Sinocyclocheilus anshuiensis
Lineage: Eukaryota; Metazoa; Chordata; Actinopteri; Cypriniformes; Cyprinidae
Product: intestinal mucin-like protein
Exons: 9
Molecular function (GO): protein binding
Source: RefSeq, a predicted model, not a curated record